CGCGAGAACUGUGCCUCUAGGUUGGCCUUGUUGAUGAAGCGUAAACACACGGAAACAACAAAAGAAGGUUUUCGAUGUUUUGGCAUGACGAAGCUGUAAAGUUUAAUCUUCCCCUUUUCACACGGAAUAGGUUGUUUCGAAGCGUGCGGCUGUGUGAUCAGACGACAUCUAGGGUUUGUUUUGUUUUUUGGGGGAGAAAAGGAGUUAUUUAGGAAGAUAGCUGAACACCCUGUUGUGUUUCAGGAUGGUGUGUGUGUGGUGUGUGGAGGGUCGGUUGAGGACAUUGACCUUUGCCCUCUGCUCCAUGCUGACCUUUUCCCCAGGUCACGCGUACAUCUACAUUGUGAGUGAUCAUCUCAAUAAUAUGAGCUCCCUGCUGUUAGAGGACUGGCCGGCUCUGUUCGGUUCUCCUCUGCCUCCAGACGGACUGAUGGGUGUUCUGGUGGAGUCUCGUCCUCUGAAUGCCUGCACUCCUAUAGAGCCUCCUCCGGUUCUUCCCACUUCCUCAGAUCCCAACAGCACCGUGGGAUUCAUCGUUCUGAUCCGUCGCUACGACUGCAACUUCGACAUCAAGGUGCUGCACGCUCAGCAGGCUGGAUACAGCGCUGCCAUCGUCCACAAUGUUUACUCUGACACCCUGCUGAGCAUGAACUACAGCAACGAAACGAUAGCCGAUGAGAUCGAGAUCCCGUCCGUGUUCACCAGCUACUACGCCUCCAAGAUUCUCCGCAGUUCCAUCAGUCCUGACCAGAGGGUCUACGUCUUCCUGAAGCCUGAUUUCUCCUUCCCCAUCACCUUCUACCUCAUCCCCUUCACCGGGAUCGUGGGGCUGAUCAUCAUCAUCAUGGUGGUUAUACUGGUGGUGCGCUGUGUGCAGUACAGGAAGAGACUGAGGAAGAACAGACUGACAAAAGAGCAGCUGAAGAAAAUCCCCAUUCACAAGUUCACUAAAGGUGAUGCGUAUGAUGUAUGUGCAAUCUGUUUGGAUGAAUAUGAAGAGGGGGAUAAGCUACGGGUGCUGCCAUGUUCACAUGCUUAUCACAGCAAGUGUGUGGACCCGUGGCUCACACAGACCAAGAAAACAUGUCCCGUGUGCAAGCAGCGAGUGACGCGCACCAACCCUGAGUACUCUGACUCUUCUGACUCUGAAGAGGAGGCAGGGCCUCGCACAGGUGAUGACGGAGAAGGCGGAGCUUCAGUUGAGGAGCAGUCGGAGCGCACACCUUUGCUCCACCCGUCUCCUCCGUCCUCGGGCACCUACGAGGCCACGGUUGCCACGGUGACGACCUCAGCACAGUGCCUGCCUCAGCGUGACUCACCAUUGCUAGGAUACGACGGUUACUACUCCCCCAUCGAAGGUUCUGAGGAGGACACGGAGGACACGGAGGAUGACGAUGAAGACGACGACACGGCGCAGCUGAUCGGGCGUGGAGCCGUGAGAGUGUGAGAGCAAAGCAUCAUGGGAAGGAAGGAGAUUUAAAAACACAAGCUCAUCAGGCUUUCUUCUUUUGUUGUUCUUUUUAUUUUUAAACCUAGUGUUUGGGCUAGUUGGUAUACCGUGAUGUUACAGCUAUGUAAAAGCUGUAGAUUUUGAAUCUAGGAUGUGAACCAGCGCCCCCUGGAGGUGAGACGCCCCUCAGGACCCGCUGCUACAGCUGGAUGGAGCGUGGAGAGAAGGUUUUAGAAAGAACAGCAGGGUUUUGUGACAGUUUUUAAGAUUGUAACGUGUGUACACGGCCAUUAUUGUGCAAUAAGGACCUGACGCCAGUGUGUUUUAAUGUGUGUGUUUGUUUUUUUGGGUUUUUUUUAAAGUAACGUCACUAGGAACAUUCCGGAAAAUUCGCUGUGUCUAAUCAGGCUGCAUGAUAUGGACAAAAACAAACAAACAACACGUGACUAGAUUAAUGUGUAAUUAAUGACUGACCUCUGCCUUUAAAUCUGACGAACCUGGACACACUCACUGAUCUGCAGCAGUUCAUUGGACCAAAAUCAUUUCUGUGGGUUUUAUUGAUCAGACUGUCUGAUAUUGUGUGCAGAAUCGUGCAACCCUGCUGAUUUUUAAUUUCUCUUAAUUCCCUUUAUCAUUGCCUACACACACACACAGAACACAUACAUGUGCAAUAACACUAUGCGUGUAAUUAACACUGAUUGUAUAUAUAUCAUGCUUCUCUUUAUCACGUUUACGACUCGACUAUAAAAAUGUUCACUUUCA
Molecule: messenger RNA, 2212 nt
Organism: Hemibagrus wyckioides
Lineage: Eukaryota; Metazoa; Chordata; Actinopteri; Siluriformes; Bagridae
Gene: rnf167
Product: ring finger protein 167
Exons: 10
Coding region: 245-1447 (400 amino acids)
Biological process (GO): ubiquitin-dependent protein catabolic process; positive regulation of DNA-templated transcription; protein ubiquitination
Cellular component (GO): nucleoplasm; cytoplasm
Molecular function (GO): ubiquitin protein ligase activity; zinc ion binding
Source: RefSeq, a predicted model, not a curated record